GUCAGAGUUCACUAUGUGAAUAGCCGAUGACUAGGCGAUCGAAGGUCCCGGUUUGGGCUCAAACGUGAAUUGAAUACUUUGCGCUAUAUGGGAUUUCAAUCACAACAUAUAACAGCCUAAGUGCCAGCAAGCUUAACUGCAACGGGGGUUACCUCACCACCUCAGCCAUGCGUAAACGCUCAUGCGUAGACACUUAGGUUAUGGGCUGUCAACCAGCUGGACCUUGGGACUCGGCAGCGCUAGCCGGCGCUUCCGCCUGGCCGGGCGGUCCGUUGCCAAGGGUGCUUGUGCACCUCUUGGCAUCACAGGCAUUACUGUAUGCCAUAGCAUGGGCACUAUAUCUUUUCGGCAGCCUCUUUAGUUACAUAUCCGCGUUUGCGGCAUUUCUAUCGGCGGUCUUGCUGCCACUUCUCCUACUACCCAAGGCCCUUCCAGGCACGUUAACGCCAGCUAGCUGCCUAAAGGAUAAAUGCGAGCCCGAACCGCGGCGGGAAGCCGAGUCACAACUGUCAGGAUGCUCACAGCAACACGCGUCUGGUACCAGUAUGGAUAGCGUGGUUGCUACUACAUUGGCACAGCAAGCUACAACCACCGCACCAACCAUUUCAGCAACACGAACAACCGCGACCACGAGGCCGACACCGACGCCCAACACUGCAGCAGCUGCACAAGCCACAGCUCUUCUCAAGGCUACCCCAGCUUCCGCCACCGCAGCACCAGCAACCCAGCACUUAGGCUCAUCCAAGCGCGGUAACGGAGGCGGUGUCGGCGGCUGUGGCGUCACCAGUGGCGGCAGUGGCGGUGUUGUGGGCGGCAGCCUGAAGGCUCCCGUGGGCCUCAGUCGCUGCACAAUUGUGGAGGAUGCGCCCUUCCCGCCGCCCAACACGCAAGUGGUGAUGGAGCUGCAUGAGAGGACGCUGCGGGUGGGCGGCAGGCGGCUGCGGUACCGGGGCUACCGACCCGCGGACCGCACCCUGCCGCUGCAGAUGCAAAUGCAAGGGCCGCUGCUGGGCACGCCUGCAGACGCCGGUUGCGAGUUUGUGGCGGGUGCUGUGCCUCAUCAUCAUGACGCCCCCCACCUGCAUGCGCAGCAGCAGCACCACCACCAGCACCAGCCCUCGUUGCGGCGCAGCGGCCACUGGGCCGCACAGCAGCAGCAGGUGCCUCAACACCAACAUCACCUUCACCACCAGCCUCACCACCAGCAGCAGCACCACCUGCCCCACCACCACCACACCGGCUCACCUCACCACCACCUCAGCCUUAGCAUCAAGGUGCCCUGGGCGCAGCCCGGCGACCUGCUCCUCUCCGCUGUCGCCUCCUCAGGAGGUAGCGCCGGCAUCGUACACAAUGGCGGCGGUGGCGGGCUGCUGGAGUCCCUCAAUGAGGCCCUGGCCAGCGGCUCGGGCUACAUGGUGGUCGGCGCGGCGGUGCGACCGGGCUGCAUGCUCGUGCAACUCGAACUGCUGGCGACGACGGCGAGGCGGGGCCGUACAGGUACAGGUGCAGGUACAGCAACGAUGACAACAGAGGUGGGGGAUGGUGGUGGUGCCGCAGGGCGUCAUGGCAUGACGCUAUACGGGCGCAUGGGUGCGGGAUUGGGGGCGUUGACGACAAUUGGGGCGGAGGUGGAGGCGGGUGGUGGGCUGUACGACGGUUGGCUGUCGUACAUUGGUACGACGGAGAUGAAUGCUGGCGAGGAUGAAGAGGGGGAUGGCGGUGCUGGUAUUGCCAGGAUGGAGGCAACUGCACCGGAGCGCGGCUGCCAUCGGGGCAAGCGUAGCGCUCCCGCUGCAUUGGCGGAGCAUGUGGCGCGGGAGGUGGCUCUACUCGUGCCGCCGCCGCCUCCAUCAACCUCGCACGGUGGCGGCAGCGGCAAUGAGAUCUUGAUUACCCUGGGAGGCAGCCUGUCGUACAAUUUGUCGUACGAUGAAUCCGACAAGGAAUGGAUCGCUUCGAGGUUACCCGAGCUUUCUCAGCAGCUUGGCUGGCAGCCGGCACCUGCAGCGGCUCUAGCAGCAGCAGACGAGUUCGCCACGGACUGCAAGGGUGACAUGGGUGCGGGCGGCAUGCCGCAUGAUGACCCACGGGUCACUGCUACAUGGCAGCGAUUCGGCUACUGCUUGCGACAAGGUGGUCUGCGGAUGUCCGCCGCCUGCCCCGCUGUCGUCGUACCUGCUGCCGCUGCCGCGACUCCCGCCGCUGCCGUUACGGCGGCCUUGGAUGUCGCACUCGAGCGUCCUCCCGUCGCGGCGGAGUGUCCGCUGGUCCUGACCCUGUUGCUGGAGGUUGGGGACAGGGAGGCGGCGGAGUGGCUCGCCGCACAACUGCGAGAGGGGCUGGCGGCGGAGUUGCCGCCGUGCAGCUGCAUGGCUGCAAGCAGGGGGGAGUCGGGGCAGCAGCAGCAGCAGGCCCAGCAAGGAGGAGGUGAGGAGGAGGAGCUGUUGCGGAAGCAGCAGUGGCAGCUGGGCCAGCACCCGGAGCAAGGGCACCUGCAUGGCGGGGCGGAGGGGUGGCAGCUGGUGGCGAACUGCCUGGGCAGGAGCCUGCCGGUGGCGGUGCAGCAGGUUCAAGUCUUGGGUUCUCAGGACUACGCCACCGACAGCAGCGGCCCCGGCAGUGCCGCCACCGUCCGCAUCACCCUCGCCGUGAGCGGCUGUCGGGAGGCCCUCGAGGCCGCCUCCUGUCGCCUGGCGGCGCUCUCCUUGGAGCUUUGGUACGGCAUGUACGAGAUCUGCCAGGUGCCUGUAAUUGUCGUACAUGAGACUCAGCCACUGUCAUCACCAGCACCAUCAGCGUCACCAGCAACAGCAGCAGCAGCCAUAGCGGCGGAGUUGUGCGGUCUUGCUGUGAUGGCUGGCAGGGCUGCCGCUGACCCCAACGGCACGGCGGUGAUAUCAGCGGCGGUGACGACUGCGGCAGACGAAGACGGAGAUGAUGUGCCAGAUGGUGAUGAUGUACGGCAGGUCUUUGCGGAUCUGGGUAUGCUGGAGCUCUACACGGCGUCACAGGGUACGGCAGUUGGUGUCAGCAGCGGUGUCGAGGGCAGCGAUGGCACCUCAUGUGACGGCCUAGGGGACCCUGAGGCUGAGGCACAGGCAGCAGCGACGCUUGGCAGAUCACCGCCUGCGGCGGCUUCGGCCGCGUGGGCAGCUGCACAGCUGCUUGCAGGCAGCAUUGACCUCUCCACCGAGCUGCAGCUCCUAUUGGCCCAGCCCAACCCGCACCAGCGGCAGACAGUGGUGCUGGUCGGAUCCAAUCUGCUGUCGUACACACUGCAACAAGGUAUGCCGUACACCGCCAGUGUCGUGAAGGACUGCCUUGCGCGGCUGGGCUGUAGCCUGCAGGAGGCUGAUGAGCUGUCCGCUGCAGCCGCUGCGGGUGAGACGGAGGACCUUUGGCUCCUCCCUGCUGCUGGCGUCCACCGUCCCACCGACGGCCGCAGCGGCAGCGACGAGGAGGGCGGCCUCUUACAUCACGAUGGUGUUCCACCGACCGAAGGUUGUGACGAUGGCGGGGCUGACGCCGUCGCACUCCUCGCCAUCGCCGCUGGUGCAGUCAGCAGCAGCCCCACGCCCAAGCGGGCUUUGCUCAGCGCUGCUACGUUUACUGUCACUGCUCCGGAAGAAGCCCAUUCAGCUGCCGCCUACGAAGACAGUAACAACGAUUGCUGCGAGAGCGGACUGCCGCUCCUUCACCUUGCCGUAAUCUCCGGCAGUCUCCCUGUCGUACAGCUUGUACUGCAAUGGGCUGCGGCGGAGGGCCUGGGGCCCGAGUGGGUGCUCCGGCGCUACCGCGGCCGCUCGGCGCUGCAGGUGGCCGCAGCGGCAGGAGGACAUGUGGCGUUAACGGUCGCUGCCGUGGCCGAUGUAGCCGGGGAACGCACCCAUGACAGCAGCAGCGGAGGCGGUGGAAAUGAUGUUGGCGUCGGUGGCGGUGCUGGAUGCGGAAGUGGACAAAGCGCGGCUGUUGGCGAUGAUGACGGCAACCGCAGCCGCAGCGCCCGUCCCUACACAGCGUACCUCGCUCGAGUGGAGCAGCUGCUGCUGGCGUGGCGGCGGCAGCAGGAGCAGCGGCGACCGGGUUGCGAUGGCCGCCUCCUUCCAGCAGGUGGCUGUGCUGAGCAGGAUGUGCCGCCAUGUAAGGCGGAGGCUACUGCAACGCCAACCACCACUGCUGCUGCUGCUGCUGUCGCUGCCGCUGUCCCAAAUAUGGUGUGCGAUGCCCGGGGUCGGUCGGAAGCAACCACUGGUCGCCUGGCUUCACCAUCGCUGGGAGAGAGGGCGGUACUGGCUGCAGCUUGGGUGCAGCGGCAUGGGGAGGAAGAGGAGGAAGAGGUGGAGCAGCAGAAGCCUAAGCCGUAUGCCGCCCUGCACCCUGCGACUGCGACCGUUGCCGGAAGUCCUGUUACCGGCAAACCGUCCUGUCAGGACGUGCGUCGCCACUACUCUGCCACUGUGUCGUACAUCAUCCGCCGUACGGUGUGGUACAACAAUUGUUGGGUUGCGGCCACGUGUUUUUUGCUGAUAGCUUCAAUGAUGAUGCUGUUGCGGUUGCUACAGUAAUGGUUCUUGUUCGACAAGAGAUGCAGUUAUGGCGGCAACACAGCAUCUUGCUGCGCCCGUCGGCCGGGCUACCCUUGGGUUGUUAGGGUUUGAACGGCGAUGACGGCAGAAGUGCGAUGCACCAAGCGGGUUGUUGGAUCAUUGGAAGCAUGGGUCCAUGGAAGCAAGGGUCGUUGGAUUGGCCUCCUUUCGUACAUACAUGAUGCGCGGGACUGAAUAUAUCCCCUCUGAGGUUCAAGCUGGCGUGGUAUCAGAUGGUUCCAGAUUUAGGAGCACAUUGGAAUGUUUACACUUUUAAACCCAAAAUAAGAGCAACAAUGUUAUGGUGGCAGAAUGGUGGUGUGCCUAUGGACAAGGGCGCGGUGAACCUAGGGACCUGAACUCAAAAUCAGCGGAAGUAGCACGUUUGGAGUUGAAGUUGGUCUAUUGUUUGUUGUAUAGCCAGCUCAGCCCCUUUCAUAUUGAAGGUGGCAUGUCUGUGACUGCUAAAAAGAACAGUAUACCACGUCUGGGCGCUUCCUUAAUAUGCGAGUUCUCAUGUUUGAUAGCUAGGUUGCUUGUUUUGCUGGGGGGUUUGUGGCAAGCAACUGCGUUAAUACAAGAGAUUUUCUUCCUCACAUGGCUCAUUCAUUUCCUAGUGAUUCAAGCGUCUUGAAGUCUGCACACGUGGCUUUGUCGGAAACAUGCCAGCGCGGAUACUUGCUGAAUAAGUCGUUAGGAGGUGAAAGACAGGCCCCGUUGUAGGGGGGUCGCCAAAGCCCGUUAAGCCCAGUUGAUGGGCUCAGGCUUCCUAAGCGGGAAGGCCCACGACCUGGAUCUCUCACGUCGGUGCCGUUCUUUCCCGCAAUAAGCAUCAAUGUUUUGUGCGAUUUAGGUUGUGUGAAUUCUUAAGGGAGUCGUCCCAAGUCGAGUGUGUAUGUACAGGUUGCCUUAAGAUCCCGUUGAGGUUGGGUUGUACGAACCUAAGCAUAACUUUGUAGGGGUCUCUUUACUUCAGUAACCCAUGAUAAGGAAUUCUAUUUACUGCCCUUUCUGGGCUAAGGGAGCUUUGGCUAGCUACCUUAGCCGUGUGUAGAAGGCUCGCACGCCGACCCGGGCACCAUUUAUUACGCAGAGCAGGCCCCAAAGGCGGCCUGUGAUGCGCCCUGAUGGAAAAGGGCAUAGCUUUGACAUGAUUGUGACCUGGCCCCUGGCGUGUGCUGACAUCGUGACAUGCUACACACGCAUGCAUACUGUAACUGUAAUCACGUAAA
This is a messenger RNA of Astrephomene gubernaculifera, 5818 nucleotides long. The record is from the annotation of a GenBank genome assembly. NCBI's taxonomy places the organism in Eukaryota, Viridiplantae, Chlorophyta, Chlorophyceae, Chlamydomonadales, Astrephomenaceae.